AUGAAUAAUACAAGCGCGGAUAACACGUUCAGCUCUACUACAGCACCUGCUUCAGUUUCCUCCACCCCUCUAUCCAGUAGUGACGCAUCGCCCACCUCUGCGUUGGGUUCACCUUCCUCUUCCUCUGACGCUACUAGUUCGACGGCACCGUCAUCCUCGAGCGACGACAACGGUGGUUCCAGCACUUCCAGUCAAAGUCCUUCUACCACUUCUUCGUCGGGUCAGGGAGGUGACGGCAGUGGUAGUUCCAGCGACUCCGGAUCUAGUUCCUCCAGUUCUCCUUCAUCUUCGGAUUUAGUCAGUUCUUCUGGAAGCAUCGUCAGUAGCGUUUACAGUGAUGGACCCUCUUUCGUUACUGAAAUUUCAACUUCAUAUGUUUCCCAUACUGGUUCUCCCAACUGGAAUACUUCCUCUCCUGUAAGCUCGGCCACUUCUCAACCUCAUUCUAGUAAAACAUCGCUUUCUGCCUCUGGUCAUUUGGCUUCUGACUCUAAAAAGACUGGUGGUAGUAAUCAUAAAAGCGUGGUCAUUGGGUGUGCGGUUGCCAUUCCUAUCGGUGUGGUACUCAUUUUAAUUGGCCUCGGUAUCUUCUUUUGGAAGAGACUUCAACGAGCCAAACGAAUUAAAGCCGAGCGCAUGCAAGAAGUUGAGGAGUAUGGCUUCAAUCCCAAUCAAAGCAACAAUUUCCGUGGCCCGAACCGAGCCUCUUCCCCCGAUAGGUAUCGGGGUUGGAGCGGAAGUCCUGCUCCAGCUGUCGCUAGUACUGGUUCCGGUCGUCCUAUUGCUACCAGACCUGCUGCUGCCGCUCCCAACGCCUCACCUCCCAACGCCUCGCCUCCUAAUGCCUCACCUCCAAACACCGGUGCUUCUCAAAAUUCUACAAGUACUGCACGCCCUAGCCCAGGUACGGCGGCUGCCCCUGGAGCUGCUGCAGGUGCAGGUGCAGGUUUGGCGGGUGGAGCCGCUGCGGCCAAUCGUAAUGCUCCAAACAAUUCUGUUGCUUCAAAUCGUAUGGUCCGACCUAUUGGCAAUCCUACCCAACCGAGUCCUCCCGACAAUACAGCGGGUCCUCAAGCUGCCAACAAUGGGAGCAAUUUUUCUGAAGGGUUAGGCGCGUCUCCUUUUGAUGAACAUAAUCAAGACGAAGCGGAGCAAAAUGGAUCUGAAGCUUUCUUUGAAGGCCCUUUAGCUACCAUUCCUGAAAGUGAUACUGAAAGUCAGACUAGUGAGGCUCCUCCAAACUCUUCUGAGUCUUCCAGAUUGCUAUCCCGCAAUUCUCGUCGUCCUUCGCCAAGUGAAAGUGUUACAAGCCAGCCUAACUACUCUCCAUUUGCCGAUAGUAGUCAGGUGCCACGUCGCACCUCUGGUGAGGCUCUUCGUCAAAACAUGAUUUAA
Molecule: messenger RNA, 1395 nt
Organism: Schizosaccharomyces osmophilus
Lineage: Eukaryota; Fungi; Ascomycota; Schizosaccharomycetes; Schizosaccharomycetales; Schizosaccharomycetaceae
Gene: mtl2
Product: plasma membrane-associated serine-rich cell wall sensor Mtl2
Exons: 1
Coding region: 1-1395 (464 amino acids)
Source: RefSeq, a predicted model, not a curated record